Macadamia integrifolia is the source of this 4360-nucleotide messenger RNA. Its product is annotated as disease resistance protein RUN1-like. Gene Ontology annotation, molecular function: ADP binding. The transcript has 5 exons. The coding region runs from base 110 to 3007 and encodes 965 amino acids. Gene Ontology annotation, biological process: defense response; signal transduction. The record is from RefSeq and is a predicted model, not a curated record. NCBI's taxonomy places the organism in Eukaryota, Viridiplantae, Streptophyta, Magnoliopsida, Proteales, Proteaceae.
UUUCUAUAGAGGAAACAAUACACGCAGAAAAAGCAUACCCAAAAAGAGAACUCUUCAAGCCAAGCAAGAGAAGAAGAUAGGUCUCCAACAUCUCUGCAACCGCAAAUUCAUGGCUUCAUCAUCACGGGCUAUUACUUCAUCUGUCUCCUUCGCUGGCCGCCGGCCUUCUUCUUCUUCUUCUUCUUCUUAUGAUGUGUUUAUCAAUUUCAGGGGUACAGAUACUCGCACUAACUUUGUCUGUCUACUUUAUAAUGCCCUAAAAAAAGAUGGAGUCAAUGCCUAUAGAGAUAGCGAAGAAAUUUGGGAAGGAGAAGAGAUUUGUGGGUCACUUCUAAGAGCAAUCCGAGGGUCUGAAAUCUCAAUUCCUGUCUUCUCUAAGAAUUAUGCAGAUAGCAAAUAUUGUCUCCUGGAACUAGCUGAGAUGUGGGAGUGCCAUUUAUCUGAUGGCCAAACUAUUCUUCCCGUAUUCAUUGAUGUUGAGCCACGAGAUGUUCGUCAUCAGACCGGAAGUUUUGAGAAACCAUUACAGGAGCACCAGAGGAAGUGUAAGUAUGCUGACGUAGAGAGUUGGAAGAAUGCUUUGACAGAAGUGGGGAAACUAAAGGGAUGGACUCUCAUGGGGGACGCAACUAUUGAGGAUCAAUCACAUUUAGUCGAGUUAAUUAUUCAAAGGGUUUUGAGAGAACUAAGCAGUACUCCCUUGGAUGAAUGUAAACACCCUGUUGGAAUGGAAUCCCAGGUAAAUAACCUACUUUCUUUGUUAAAUAUUGGUUCUGAAGAUGUACAAUUUGUGGCAAUAUGUGGCAUGGGAGGCCUUGGAAAGACAACGAUUGCAAAGGUCAUCUAUAAUCGCAUCUUUAGAAGCUUUAAUGGGAGUAGCUUUCUUACAGAUGUGAGAGAAGAAGCAUCACAAGGAAAUAAGGGUUUGGUUUCCUUGCAAAAACGACUUCUUGUGGAUAUCUUGAAAAGGGACCAUGAUGUGAGUAAUAUUUGUCAAGGAUCAAAAUUGAUCAAAAAUCUACUUCAUGGCAAAAAAGUUCUUCUUAUUCUUGAUGAUGUGGACGAUCAUGAACAACUUGAUGUAUUGGCUGGUGGAAUCAAUUGGUUUGGUCAAGGAAGUAAGGUUAUCAUAACAACUAGAGAUGACCAAAGUUUGGAUGCCAAUAAAGUUGAAACAGAUAUUCAGAUAUAUAAGCUUCAAGCAUUGGAUUUUGAGAAUUCUCUUCAACUCUUAAGUGUGUAUGCCUUUUCAAAGAACGAGCCUCCUAAAAAUUAUAAGCAACUUUCACAUGAAAUCGUAUCCCAUGCUGAUGGGUUACCCCUAACUCUUGAGGUGUUGGGUUCUUUCUUAUUUGGCAAAGAUAAAAAAGAAUGGGAAGAGACAUUAGGAGGAUUGAAAGACAUACUUAACAACAAGGUCUCUGGAAUGUCGGUAAAAAGUUAUGAUGAUAAGGUCUUUGCAAAGUUAAUGAUAAGUUACAAUAAAUUAAGUGAACAUGCAAAAAUCAUAUUUCUUGAUAUUGCAUGCCAUUUUAUUGGAUGGAAAGCAGAAGAAGCAAUUUCAUUAUGGGAAGCUUGUGAGUUGCGUCCAAGAUUAUUGAUAAAAGAACUGACUCAAAAACACCUCCUAAAAAUUGAUGAUUAUGGGAUACUGAGGAUGCACGAUCAACUUAGUUAUAUGGGAAGGAGCAUUGUCUCGAAAGACAGCUAUGGGGAUCCCACCAAGCGUACGAGAUUGUGGUCUCAUGAUGAGAUAUUAGAAGUAUUUCAAAAGGGCACAGGAACUCAAAUGGUUGAAGGUAUACUUCGUAAGAAUUUUGAUUUUGCAGCCAAAGAUGAUAUAAGCUGGGAAGACUUUGCAAAGAUGCCCAAUUUAAGAUUUCUUGAUUUUCAUAAAUCUGGAAACCUCAAUGGGGAUUUUUCGCAUCUUUCUUCUAAAUUAAGAUGGUUCCGGUGGUAUUAUUGCCCUUUGAAAAUUAUAUCAUCCAAUUUUUAUCAUGAGGAACUAGUUCAUCUUGAGUUAUCAUAUAGUGAUACCAAACUAGCUUGGCCUGAUAUACCUCAAAAUAAAAAUAAGAGGUUCCAAAAGUUGAAAGUUCUUAUUCUUGAUCACUGUUUCCGUCUCUCUUGCUCUCCCCAUUUUUCAUGGUUUCCAUGCUUACAGAGAUUGGAGCUUACGUACUGCAGUUCUCUUCUGGAACUCCCAUAUAGUAUUUGUCAAAUGGCUUCCCUCAAAAGUCUUAUUCUCAAUUACUGUCAGUCAUUAAACAAGUUGCCUAUGUCCAUAGGUGAUCUAAAACAAUUGGUUAUGCUUUCCAUGUGUGGGACAAUAAUUGAAGAGUUACCUGAUGGUGUAGGACAGUUAGAGAAGCUUGAGGACUUAGAUGUUUCAGGUUGCCUUAAGCUGGUGAAGCUACCAGCAUCAAUGGGUAGAAUGAGGAGUUUGCUUCACUUUUAUCUGCCAAAUACUAUGAUUGUAAAUUUACCAGAUGACUUUUCAGAGCUUCCCUGCAGUUUAACUCACCUAGAUGCAUCACACUCGGAAUGGUUGAAGGUAUUAUCAUUUUAUGACUGCAAAUUUACAUUGUGGGUAAGAUCAUCGGAUUUGUCAAACCUGAAGAGAUUGAGGGAAUUAGACAUUUGCUAUUGUGUAAACCUCGAGGAAAUUCAUGGCCUUGAAGUAGUAGAAUGCUUGGAGGUGUUGAAAUCAUUUGGUUGCUACAAAUUACGAGAGUUACGGGAAUUGUCAAACCUAAAAAAAUUGAGGGAAUUAAACAUUAGCCGUUGUGACAACCUAGAGGAAAUUCAUAGCCUCGAAGGAGCAAAAUGCUUGGAGGUGUUGAGAGCGGUUGGUUGCAACAAAUUAAGAGAGUUACCAGAAAUGUCAAACCUGAAGAGAUUGAGGGAAUUAGAUAUUAGCUAUUGUGGAAACCUCGAGGAAAUUCAUGGCCUUGAAGUAGUAGAAUGCUUGGAGGUGUUGAAAGCGAUUGGUUGCAACAAAUUAUGAGAGUUACCGGAAUUGUCAAACCUAAAAAAAUUGAGGGAAUUAGACAUUAGCGAUUGUGAAAACCUAGAGGAAAUUCAUGGCCUCGAAGGAACAGACUCCUUGGAAGAGUUGACAGUGCAAGAUUGCCACAAAUUAAUAGGGACAUCGAGGAAGACACAAGGGCAGGGAAGACUAGUUGAUAAUGUUGGCAAAGGUGGUCAGGGAUGUAGCUCAAUUGCUGCUGAUGAUCAUGACAUCUAUCAAGGGUCACCAAUUUUGUGUGUUGUUUUUGCAUGCAAACCUCGGAUUUCGAAACAAAUGAAAGGUGUUGCACGAGAGCGCAUCACUUUUGAAAUUGAGGCUUCCAUCCCUCGGAGAAGAAAAGUGACAUACAUUCACUUUUCGAUCACAACCGAGGAGAUUGAAGUCACUCCUCGAGAUAUAAUUUACAUGCACCAUUUAAAUGUCAAUGGGAGUUUGUUUCAAAGCAAAGGUGCUAUCAAGGGAUUAACCGUUAGGAGAGCAGAGGUAAUCUGGCCUACUAGCUGUUGGGAGGUUGAACUGAAAUUCUGGAAGGUCCUAUUCAAAAACGAAGAAUCAGACGAGAAAAUGUUGGUAGCAGAUUUCUUCAGAUGGUCUGAAGCUGAUGAUGACAAAGAGGUGGAGGAGGAAGAGGGUGCGUUGUGGGAUAGAAACUACAAUGGAGUUUGUCUUGAUGAAUGGGACGAUGAGGCAUCACCUCUAGAUUUGUCGAGUUUGGAUCGGACACUGAUUCUCAAGUAUGGGUGGAAGGGGAAAAGGAAGAGAUGGUGAGGCAAACAAUAGACCAACCAUCAGUAUUUGUUCAGGAAAAGGGAAAAACAUCUCUCUCUGACAAUACGAAGGAAGAAGAGGAGUGGAAUAACACAAUAGAAGAAUUAUUGAAGGGUUUAGAAUCUGACUCUGUUUCUGAAGAAGUUGGGGCAGAGGAAGAGGUGCUGAGGCCAAGCAAGAGAUCUCGUCUCCAUUACAGAGAUGAUGAGGCAGCUGGCCCUUCUUGUAGCCCGACUUUAAAACCAAUGGAAGUCGAAUCAAAUAACGGAUUUAAUCUCCAGCAAAUGCUGAUCAGCCAACGACCAAACAUUGACCAUUCUAUUCAAGGGUUUCAUUCUGGUACUGAAGAAGUGGAGAGGAGUAAUAAACACUGAAUUUCUUUGGUCCAUCACAUGGUGGUGGGGGUUAGAGGAGCCAUCAGUGAUCCUGAAGAGGUGUGGAGGAAGAAGGUAAUGCAGCUGGUUCAUAAGUAUUCUCUUCUAUUGUUCUCUCUCUUAUAUAACCUGAGCUCAAUUUUAUCUCAUCUAAGAAUGGUUAAAGAGAUUUUUAUUCUUCUGGCUA